CGAAGAAGAUGAUUUUCUGUUAUACUGCACGCGUUUUUUCAAGCGUUAUGUUUAUCGUUAUUAUUACGCAGUUCAAUCACGUAAAUGGAAGUAACAUCACAUGUGACAAACACUGUAUAUGUGAAGGGACGAAAGCCUUAUGUAGUGGAGUUUCCUUACACUAUGUUCCAAAAUUUCCACCUAGUAUUACAUUAGUGAAUUUGACCCACACAAAUUUAUCAUAUAUUGGGGAACAUACAUUUUAUAAUCUUUCAUUCGGUAUGUACAUCGGAAAACUGAUACUGCGUGAUAAUUACAUAACGUAUAUUCAUCCAAAGGCGUUUUACAAUAUUUCAGCCCUCAGAACAUUGGAAAUAUCAAACCAACAUCAACUGGAUAUCAUUGUGUUAACAAAAGCCUUUUUUAAUCUUCAGAAACGUUAUUUGAAAGCACUCCAUCUUCGUGACAAUAAAUGGACGAACCUGCCUGCUGAUACUUUUAUUUCAUUUUCAACAAGUAAAAUACAGAAGAUAGUUAUAACUGGAAAUAAUUUCAAAGAUGUAAACUGUAUAAUGUUUGAGCAAUUGACUUCUUUGACAAAUCUAAUAUUAUCUGAUAAUUCUAUCAAAGAUGUGUAUGUGAAGGGAUUGAAAACAUUGGUAAAAUUAUCUUUAGAUAGUAACCGGCUCACAAAGGUCCCAAAAUGGUGUUCUAAUUUAGAUUUAAGUCAUGUUCCAAACUUACAACACCUUAACCUGGGUAGCAACAAUAUUGGCGACCUUGGAAACAACACUUUUAGAUGUUUGCCAAACGUUCAGUUAUUGAAUUUAGAAGGCAUUAAUACUGGUCGAAUACAAGAUAAUGUUUUUUCGUCUUUGCCUCAUAUAAAGACUCUGAUGAUAUCAAGAAUAGGAAAUCCUUUAAAAAAGAUAAGUGAGUUUGCUUUCAAUAGCACAUCUCUGUCCACACUUCAGAUGAGUUUGAACAACUUCCAUUUUGACAGAACAACUAGCAAAAUAUUUGCAUACUGUCCAGACAUCGAGUACCUCGAUCUGAGUCAAAAUUUCAUGCCACGAAACCUUUCAAUGUUCAAAGAAACUCUUCGUCCAUUGUCCAAUCUUCAGAAACUUAUACUUGCAGGAUGUGGAAUUACCGCCAUCCCCGAAAUGUUGUUUACACCCUUCAAAAAGAUAUGGUCUAUAAAUCUUAGUCAGAACAAAAUUUUUCAGUGGAAAAAUUUAUUCCUUAAUGUUACAUCGUUAACUAUGCUGGAAUUGAGCGUGAAUUCGAUUACAGUUAUAAAUCAGACUUCCUUUCCUCGGGAAGUUUUGUUUUCUUUAAAGACACUUAAUUUAGGCUUUAAUCCUUUCUCUUGUACAUGUGACCAGAUUUGGUUUCUUAAUUGGACAAAACAUUUCAUGAACAAACUUGUACACUUCAAGAAUUAUAAAUGCAAACAUCCACCAGAUUUGGCUGGGAAACUGUUGUAUAAUUAUCACCCAACAGUGGAAAUCUGUACUCCCUGGAAUCCAUUUAAUACAAUUAUAAUUGGACUUGCAGGAAGUGGAACGAUCAUUGUGUUAAUAAUUGUGUUAAUUGUGCGAUGUCAGUCAAAUAUAAAGAACUAUAUCUACCUUUUACGAGUGUCCUACAACAAAAGACGAGGAUAUCUAACUUUGGAUAACGAUGAAGAUUUUGAAUACAAUGCAUUUGUUGUGUACUGUGAGGAAGACAGAGAUUGGGUUCAUAAAAAAUUCAUAAAGAGAGUAGAAAAUGAAGAAGGAUUAAAAUUAUGUAUUCAUCAUCGUGACUUUGAAAUCGGACAGCCAAUCAUCGGCAACAUUGAUAAGUUUGUGGAAAAAUCACGAAAAGUUGUCGUGAUAAUGUCAAAUGAUUUUGCCAAAAGUGAAUGGUGUCAGUGGGAAGUUGAUAUUGUACAGGAAAAACAUAGAAGAUUAGGACGAGAUGUUUUUCUUCUCGUCAUGUUGAAAAAUAUUGACUCCAAGCAUAUGACAAGUCAUCUUCGAUCGCUACUGGCCAGUGGUCAUCAUAUUAAAUAUUCAAGUGGUGUAGGGGAGGAUUUGUUUUGGAGAGCUGUUAUAGAAGUUCUUAAAAAACCGCUAGGGGAUCCACCGGUUGCGCUGUUGUAAAAACCUAACGUUGUGUUGUUAUCUUAAGACACAGGCAGAUGUUUAACCAAAUUUAUGCUGCAACAAUAUUCAUGAUAGUUUCGGAUGAUGUGUACACAAAUUCUUACAAAGGAAAAAUAAAGCAACUACUGAAUAAUCAU
Messenger RNA from Mytilus californianus (California mussel), 2269 nucleotides. RefSeq names its product toll-like receptor 3. NCBI's taxonomy places the organism in Eukaryota, Metazoa, Mollusca, Bivalvia, Mytilida, Mytilidae. Bases 9 to 2129 code for a protein of 706 amino acids. The transcript has a single exon. Gene Ontology annotation, molecular function: protein binding; transmembrane signaling receptor activity. The record is from RefSeq and is a predicted model, not a curated record. Gene Ontology annotation, biological process: toll-like receptor signaling pathway; immune response. Gene Ontology annotation, cellular component: membrane.